This is a messenger RNA of Aegilops tauschii subsp. strangulata, 2743 nucleotides long. RefSeq names its product serine/threonine-protein kinase-like protein At1g28390. Gene Ontology annotation, biological process: protein phosphorylation. Lineage: Eukaryota; Viridiplantae; Streptophyta; Magnoliopsida; Poales; Poaceae. The record is from RefSeq and is a predicted model, not a curated record. Gene Ontology annotation, molecular function: ATP binding; protein kinase activity.
CCUCGCCGCGCCGCGCGGAGACCAAGCGCCCACCAUUCUCCAAAAACACGCAGCCCCCUCCGCGCUACCGUUCCAACUCCACACUUCUCCUCCUCUCCUCUCCUCUCCUCUCCUCCCUCUCCCCGCCUCGGAUCCCCUUUCCUCCCGCCCCCGGCCGCGGCGCGCGACGCCUCCGCCCGGCCCCGGAUGGGGUACCUCUCCUGCCGGGCGGACUCGUCCGCGGCGACGUGCCGCUCCAUCACGGCCAUCUCGCCGCUCCCCAUCUCUCGCCGCGCGAGGGGCCCCGCCGCCGCCGCCGCGCCGCCGCCCGCCGCCCCGCCGGAGAUCGAGCGCUUCGCGUACGACGACCUGGAGGCCGCCACGUCCCGCUUCGCCGACGCCGCGCUGCUCGGGCGGGGCAGCCACGGGGCCGUCUACAAGGCCGUGCUCCCCUCGGGCCGCGCCGUCGCCGUCAAGCGCCCCUCCCCGCGCCGCGCCGAGGUGGACAACGAGAUCCGCAUCCUCUCCUCCGUGCGCGGCCCGCGGCUCGUCAACCUCCUCGGCUACUCCGACCCCGGCCCCGGCCCCGACCCGCUCCGCCGCCCGCGCCUGCUCGUCGUCGAGUACAUGCCCAACGGCACGCUCUACGACCUGCUCCACUCCAACCCGCGCCCGCCGGGAUGGCCGCGCCGCGUCCGCCUCGCGCUGCAGACCGCCAGGGCGCUCCGCGCGCUCCACGACGCCGAGCCCGCCGUCAUCCACCGCGACGUCAAGUCCGCCAACGUCCUGCUCGACGCCCACCUCGACGCGCACCUCGGCGACUUCGGCCUCGCCCUCCGCGUCCCCAAGAGGGACGGCGGCCCCGGCAAUGCCGCCACGCCGGCGCCCGCGGGCACGCUCGGGUACCUCGACCCGGCCUACGUCACCCCGGAGAGCCUCAGCACCAAGACGGACGUCUUCAGCUUCGGGAUCCUGCUGCUGGAGAUCAUGAGCGGACGCAAGGCCAUCGACGUUCAGUACUCGCCGCCCUCCGUCGUCGAGUGGGCGGUUCCCCUGCUACGCAAGGGGAAGGUCGUCGCGCUCUUUGACCCACGGGUGGCGCCGCCCCGCGACCCAGUCACUCGGAGGGACCUGGCUUCGCUGGCUGCAAGCUGUGUGCGGUCCUGCCGGGAGCGACGGCCUUCCAUGGCUGACAUUGUUGAGCGGCUCGCCGUCAUCAGCAAGGCGGUGUCUGCCAAGGUGUGGAACGGGAUGGCGGUGGUAGGGAACCCUUGUGCCAUUGUUGAUGUUCAGAAGACCAUCUCGAAGCGAGCUGCUGCAUCGGAGAAGGAAUCGACUUCAGCAUUGGCAUUUGAUGAUGAUGAAAAGGAGGCAGAUGCAACCUUGGAGGAGCUGGUGCCGCUGGUGGGUGCCAAGAAACCACCACGGCCACUGAAGAACGGAAAGGUGUUCUCUGAGGCAGGGGAUGGUGAGAGGAGAAAUCUCUUGGAGCUGAUGGCUCGGAUUGAUGGUGUUGCUGGCCAAAGAUUUGGCAUUAGUCGAGCGAGAACAGUGCGCGGCACUAGUGAUCUGAUACAAAAGGAUGCAGUCUUGAUCCUGAGGAGGAACCAAACCGUAAGAGUGGUUGAAUCGGAUGUACUCGGUAAAGUUGAAAGGGUUUCACGUUCAGAUGCAAGCAUCAAGCAUAAACCGGCAAAAGAAUUUCAAGAGAAACCAGAGAAAAUGCAUGACAAGGCCGAUGGAGUGCAAGAGAAAGCAGAGAAAAUCCAAGAUAAGGCGGAUGAAAUUCAAGAGAAAGCAGAGAAAAUCCAAGAUAAGGCGGAUGGAGUGCAAGAGAAAGCAGAGAAAAUUCAAGAGAAGGAAGGUAAAAUCCAAGAAAAGCUAGGCGAAACCCUUGACAAAGCAGAGAAAAUCCAAGAAAAUCCAAGGAAAACUGAGAAUAUCCAAGAAAAGACUGGGCAAAUCCUUGAGAAAGCUGAGAAAAUCCAAGGCAUGCCUGAGAAAGUCCAAGAAAAUGAAAGAAAAAUCCAAGAGCACACGGAGUUAGUCCAACACAAUGUGGAGAAGAUCCAAGACAAGGCUGAGAAAAUCCAAUGCAAGUUGAAAGAAAGUUAAAAUUACACAAUUAUUCUUGAGGCCAGCUUGAUGAAUUAUUGUUGGCAGUCGAUCUCAAGGACAAAGCUCAUGAAGUCAUGAGGUACCACCAAUCUUGCUCUUCUGGUGCUGGGAUGGUAAUAUCUGAUCUAUCCAAAUAGGAUGGCCUGGCUGUGACUUGUGAUGAUUUACCAGUAAGACCUAGGAAUUCAAAUCCUAGCUAGGUGGUCCGUCAUUUGCAGCAUUACCACUGUGCCAGCAAUGUUUAUCAAGGUCACAUGGUACUGGUACUGUGGAAACUCUGAAGUCUGAACGACAACACAGUCCAGCACGUCGUGAGAUGAUGAUACAGCACUUCUGUUAAUGCAAUCCACACUCCGUGUAAGCAACUGAUGUUCAUUUUGCUGCUUCAGAUCAAAUCAUGUGGAGCUUCAAAAUGAACAUCCGUUGAAGGCGGCAUGCAUAGUUGGAAUAGAUUGUUGUUGUAGCUUUUGUGCAGCUUCCUUGAUUCUUUUUCCUGUGUCUGCGUACAAGAAUCACCAAGUGCUCUCAUUGAUUUGUAUGUAAACAGGACGGCAGAUGAAGUGGAUCUUAAGAGGGAUUUUUUUUUUGACAUUUCCAUCUUAUCUUGAGAAGGUACAUAAAGAACUGCCACCCUGCAAUGCUCUUA